UAGCAUUUUCUUAGUACUACUAGUACUAGUUUAACUAUAACUAUUUAUGUACUAACUAUUUAUAGCAUUGUUGGAAUAAUUACCAUAUAUAUAUAUAUACUCUUUAUGAGGGUGUAACCGCUACCCGUUGGGCCAAAAAUAAUAAUUUGUUUUGUCUAUCAUUCAUGAUGGGAGUGUAUCAACCUAUUAGAAAAUUAAAAAUAAAGACUCUUAACUUCUUCCAUAGAGAAAGUUAUAAGUUAACCUACAGGGUUUUAAAUACUUAGAGUUGAAAGUUGAGGGGGACAGCAGGAGAAAGCAAAAAAUAGGUAAGUCUACGGUAUAUAAAAAGUGAGUAAUUUGAAAGCGAUGAGAUGUUCUUGUUGCAAACUAAUGAAAGUGAAAAAUAUGAUAAAAUUUAUAGCGGUUAAAUUGAAAAUUUUUAGUCUCCGGGGCUCUUUUACUUCGUAUCACGCUUAGUAAGAGGGUUCACUGCGCUAACUAGCGGUUAUUCCGAAGUCUGAGGCACCACUUGGUAUCAACGAAUGGCCAGAGGCCGUACCAACGCAAAGAGUUAUUUUAGAAAACAGCGAGCUAACUUUGCUUGCUGAAGACUAGGAUCAAUGGCGCGCUUCUUAAAACCUGGGAUCCAACACAAGUCAAGCUUUCCCAUUGACGGACCUUACCGGGGUUGUAAUAACUUACAAAGAGGAUUUUAUAACGUUGCAAAUACUCUAUCUCCUCUCCACGCAAUUGAACAAGUAUUAGAAGAGAAGGACUAUUUCACUGAAGAGCGUCAAUUAGAAGUUUUGAGGUAUACUCAAGGUUUCGCCGCCCCUAUAAAAAUCUGCUUGGAAAGAAAACUUUUUUCUAGACCACUUCGACUUCCCGGCCUCCCUUCCUCUCAAAUUUUACUAGACGUCGCUUUAGGAAACGAUGAAAGUAUAGAUUUUGAAGACUAUCUUGGAGCACCUAGGGAUGCGGAAGAGGUAGAUGAAGUCCAUACUAUGAUGGAAGAACUUCUAAAAAUAAAUUAUAAAUAA
Messenger RNA from Zophobas morio, 1022 nucleotides. Its product is annotated as proteasome maturation protein-like. Gene Ontology annotation, cellular component: cytoplasm; nucleus. The transcript is spliced from 5 exons. Bases 603 to 1022 code for a protein of 139 amino acids. NCBI's taxonomy places the organism in Eukaryota, Metazoa, Arthropoda, Insecta, Coleoptera, Tenebrionidae. The record is from RefSeq and is a predicted model, not a curated record. Gene Ontology annotation, biological process: proteasome assembly.